CCAUUUUCCAUUUCUAUAUACAGCAUAUCCCAAGAAUGAAGUGCGCACUCCUUGGAGCGACCCGUGGCUGUGGGCUCGAGACCCUGCUCAAUCUACACAGGGCCGGUCACGAAUGCUACAUACUGGCCAGGAACUCGACCGCCGCUGCGGAAACGCUCUCGACGCAAAACGUACCCGCCAAUUCACCCUUGCUUCACAUCAUCCAGGGAGACGCGUUCGAAGCGGACGAUAUCCGCAAGCUAUUUACGGCGGCCGGGAAGGUGGAUUUCGUCAUGUUCAGUUUGGGCGGCCGCCCCUCCUUCACAAACCCCCUCUCGCCAAAGCUAGUCCCCCCACACAUCUGCACUCGCUCGAUGCAGAUAUUCCUCCCAAUAUUCACCGAGUUUUACCCCACGCCGGCGACUCAGCCUCGGCUCGUUGUCAUUUCUUCCAACGGUCUGGGCCCGCAGGGGCACGCUGACCUCCCGCUGGCGUUGAAGCCCCUCUACGGCUGGCUGCUGAAGGAGCCGCACGAGGAUAAGGAGGAAAUGGAGAGGGAGGUGCAUGCUGCAGCCGGGAUCCGCCAUGUGGAUUUUAAUCCUGAUGGGAAGAACGAGGGGAGGUUGGGAAAUGUGGUUAUUGUGCGGCCCGCCUUGUUGACUGAUGGGGUUGCCAAGGGGGAGGAGGGUGCGGUCAGAGCUGGCGAGAGGCUGGAGCGGUGUUGGACGGUUAGUAGGAAGGAUGUUGGCUGGUUUGUUGCUGGGCAGUGUUUGACUGGGGAUCAGUGGAGGAAUAAGGGUGUUACGGUUGGGUAUUAACAUUGAUGGCGUUGAGGGUUUUGGUGGAGUGAGAUGGAGGUUUUUAUGUAUUGCUGGUGAUUUAUGUUUUUUUUUCUUUUCCUUUUAGUUAAACCGCGUGAAUUGGGUAAUCAAUCCGUGGGGGAAAUUUCACCUUUUUU
Messenger RNA from Tuber melanosporum (Perigord truffle), 937 nucleotides. RefSeq lists its product as uncharacterized. Lineage: Eukaryota; Fungi; Ascomycota; Pezizomycetes; Pezizales; Tuberaceae. The record is from RefSeq and is a predicted model, not a curated record. Bases 36 to 797 code for a protein of 253 amino acids. The transcript has 2 exons.